Molecule: messenger RNA, 456 nt
Organism: Eremothecium sinecaudum
Lineage: Eukaryota; Fungi; Ascomycota; Saccharomycetes; Saccharomycetales; Saccharomycetaceae
Gene: MIG2
Product: Mig2p
Exons: 1
Coding region: 1-456 (151 amino acids)
Cellular component (GO): nucleus; cytoplasm
Molecular function (GO): RNA polymerase II cis-regulatory region sequence-specific DNA binding
Source: RefSeq, a predicted model, not a curated record
AUGCAGCUGAAGAACUCAUUCAAUAUUAAGCGACACCCAAUGUGUCCGCGUAAGACUAAUUUUCCAAUUGAUAACGAUCAGCGGCCAUUCAAGUGUGAAACAUGUUAUAAAGGUUUCUACAGAAUGGAGCACAAAAAGCGACACCUACGUACACAUACUGGUGAAAAGCCCCAUAAGUGCACCGCCGAAGGUUGUUCUCGCCGCUUUAGUCGAACUGAUGAGCUUAAACGACAUAUGAAAACACAUAAGGACAACGGUACCAAACCAACUGUCACUAUAGCCGCGCUAAAACCGCCAAAACCUGACAAUAAAAUCCAGAUCACUUCAUACGCGCCACAGUCUGACUGUCGUCCUGUACGACGAGCAAAUCUCUCCCUUGCACUGUUGCUGAACAGCGACGAGGAGGAUGGGGGCGGUGUUGUUAGCGACCAGCGGCGGCAGCACAAGCAGCACUAG